Messenger RNA from Mycena indigotica, 1116 nucleotides. RefSeq names its product Thiamine pyrophosphokinase. Bases 43 to 1116 code for a protein of 357 amino acids. Gene Ontology annotation, molecular function: 8-oxo-dGDP phosphatase activity. NCBI's taxonomy places the organism in Eukaryota, Fungi, Basidiomycota, Agaricomycetes, Agaricales, Mycenaceae. The record is from RefSeq and is a predicted model, not a curated record. The transcript is spliced from 5 exons.
UUAACCAACAACCACACACAAACGAGAGUCUGGUUAGCCACCAUGACACAGCCGUUUUCAUAUCUGGAUCUGGUGCAGCAAUGCGGCAAUAUGCGCGUGCGACACGCUUCGCCCAUCCCCUCGGCUUUCGACAACGAAAAACUCGUUCCGUUUUUCCUCUCGGCAGCACCUUCAAGCCCAGCCAUCGGCCUCCUACGCCCAGAAAUUGUCCGUCUUCUUGACGAGGCCAACCAGCAAUCCGGCCACAACAUCGUGUUCGACGGGGUGCCCAGCGACAGCGACAUCCCCGGACUAGGCGGCAAAAACGACCGAAUCAGCUUCCACGCGUCGAUCGAUACGCCCGCCAAGCGGAGCGCGGUCAUGAAGGCGCUAUGCGAACGCUGGCGGGACACAGGCAUCUAUCCCGACAUCAUCGGGCCAGGCAAGUGGCGCGACGAGCGCUACCCAGUUUAUCGCAACCCGUUUGGUCAGCACGACUACCCGGCUGCUGACGCUGGGGACAACGACGAGCUCAAUUACGCUUUUGAGAUGGAGCGCGCUGCAUGUGCGCUGUUUGGAAUCGUGACCUAUGGCGUCCAUCUCAGCAUCUAUCAAGAAGGAGUCGACCGGGCGUUGAAGGUGUGGGUUCCCACUCGGGCGAAAACUAAGUCGAUGUGGCCUGGCUAUCUGGACAAUACAGUUGCAGGAGGAAUACCAGCCGGCAUGCCUAUUUUCGAAGCCCUGGUCAAAGAAUGCAUGGAAGAAGCCAGUCUUGAAGAAGACCUUGUCCGAGAACAUGCGCGUGCGGUUGGGUGCAUAAGCUACUACUUCAGGACUUCAAAAGGCUGGCUCCAACCAGAGGUCGAAUAUCUCUACGAUAUUGCCAUCCCACCGAACAGUGAUGCGUCGCAAUUCGAGCCGAAGCCGCUUGAUGGCGAAGUCGAGCGUUUCGAUUUUAUGGACAAGAAAGAUAUCGAUGUCGCCAUGGGGGCUGGACGAUUCAAAGCGAACUGCGCUGCGGUGCUUGUUGACUUGUUUGUUCGCCUUGGACAUAUAACUCCUGAUAACGAGCCCGAUUACAUGAAUAUUAUAACGGGACUGCAUACGCGCUUUGACUACGACUUAUGGACGGCUUGA